Lucilia cuprina (Australian sheep blowfly) is the source of this 1032-nucleotide messenger RNA. RefSeq names its product sodium channel protein Nach-like. Gene Ontology annotation, molecular function: ligand-gated sodium channel activity. The transcript is spliced from 4 exons. Gene Ontology annotation, biological process: sodium ion transmembrane transport. The record is from RefSeq and is a predicted model, not a curated record. The annotation marks the transcript as partial. Gene Ontology annotation, cellular component: membrane. NCBI's taxonomy places the organism in Eukaryota, Metazoa, Arthropoda, Insecta, Diptera, Calliphoridae.
AUUUUGGGGGAAGAGGAAGUUCCUACUUUAGUCACGCCCAAAACUGAUUAUUUAGUAGUGGGUCCAUACAUCUCUUUUGUACGUCACAUUUCUAAAAGAGACAUUCAAAAUGAUGAACAAAUUCGUGAGACCAGUGUAGCGCAGCGCAAUUGCCGUUUUAACGAUGAAAAUAAUUUAGAUGUACAUCGCUAUUAUAGCUAUAGUGCCUGUACGGUUCAAUGUCGCAAAGAUAAACAAAUGGAAUUGUGUAAUUGUUCCAGUCAUCUGUCACCGAACACACCCAGUUGGCAAAAAUGCAAUAUGGAUGGCUUGGAGUGCCUCAAUCGUAACUAUGAAGAUUUAUCGGUUAUUAUAGCAAAAUGGUCUAAGGGUCGUAAAGGUUUGGUAUGUGAUUGUUUGCCUUCUUGUACUGAGGUGGAUAUUACCACAGUGGUGGAUAGUAAAGAGAACAUCUACAAUCAAAAUCCUGUAUCAAAAGUAGAAAUUGCUUUAGUGGAAUUACCUACCGAACGUUAUAAACGCAAUGUGGUUAGAGGCAAAUUGGAUUUAGUGGUAUCUAUUGGUGGCACUACGGGCUUAUUUGUGGGUGCUAGUCUCUUAAGUUUUGUGGAAAUUUUCUACUACAUCACCAUACGUCCCUAUGGUAGCAUGUUGUACGAGAAACGUUUAGUACGUCAACAAUUACAACAAACUGCUUCCUAAUUGUGUCGGUGUGUGUUUGUUGUAAAUUUAUCUCUAUGAUCUUGACUUUGUUUCUAUGUGUCGUUAACUUAAAAUGAUCUAGAUAAAAAGAUGUUUUGUUUGCUUUCUGUGUGGAUAAAAUUCUGUAAUUGCAAUUAUCGUUGCACAUAGAUAGCGAUAAUUGCAUUCACAUUUACUAAGCUAAAUUUAUCUAAUUAAUAUUUUUUUAUAUUUUUGAUAUUACUGCAAUUUUAGCUUUUAUGUUAUCUGAAUAAUAAUUAAUUUCUUUUUUGUUGUCGUAAUUUUGUACAUAAAUAUUAAACAAAUAAAAUAGAUUCUAAUUUUCAUACU